This is a messenger RNA of Sinocyclocheilus grahami, 1772 nucleotides long. Its product is annotated as glutamate decarboxylase 1-like. Lineage: Eukaryota; Metazoa; Chordata; Actinopteri; Cypriniformes; Cyprinidae. The record is from RefSeq and is a predicted model, not a curated record. Gene Ontology annotation, biological process: GABA biosynthetic process. Bases 44 to 1684 code for a protein of 546 amino acids. The transcript is spliced from 15 exons. Gene Ontology annotation, molecular function: pyridoxal phosphate binding; glutamate decarboxylase activity. Gene Ontology annotation, cellular component: presynaptic active zone; cytoplasm.
CACAGACUCUACAUACUAACAGUCUACAAGAGUGGAUGCCUCAAUGAGAAGGUCUCCAGGAGACAUUAUGGAGUUAACACAAGCUGAUAGGCGGCAUUUAGACAAGAGCAAACAAGACACAGGCUCUUUAGGAAACAAUGAUGACUGCCUGACAUACGAUAGUGGGCGAGUUGCCCAUGACUUCAGCUGCAUCCACAGCAAAGAUCUGCUCCCUGCUGAGGAUGGAGAGGAAGCAACCAAGCACUUCCUGCAGGAGCUGGUAAACAUCUUGCUGGCCUACAUCAAUAAAUCCUUCAAACGCAGCUCCAAAGUUCUAGACUUCCACUAUCCUCACCAGCUUAAGGAAGGUCUGGAGGGAUUCAGCCUGGAGCUCCCUGACCAGCCAGAUAACUUGGAGCAGCUGCUGGUGGACUGCAGAGACACACUUAAAUAUGGAGUUAAAACAGGUCAUCCAAGGUUUUUCAACCAGCUGUCAACUGGACUUGACAUCAUUGGCCUGGCAGGAGAAUGGUUGACGUCCACAGCAAAUACAAACAUGUUCACUUAUGAAAUAUCCCCAGUCUUUAUACUCAUGGAGGAAGUAGUUCUGAGAAAAAUGCAUUCAAUUAUUGGAUGGCCAGAGGAAGAUGGAGAUGGCAUCUUUUGUCCAGGAGGCACCAUGUCCAAUCUGUACAGUGUGUUGUUGGCAAGGUUUCAUCGCUUUCCGGUGGUGAAGACCCACGGGAUGUCUGCGAUACCUCGCCUGGCACUGUUCACCUCCGUGCACAGUCAUUAUUCAAUCAAGAAGUCUGCAGCAGUUCUCGGCAUCGGCUCUGAAAAUGUUAUAGUCGUCAGAUGUGAUGAAAGGGGGAAGAUGAUCUCAUCAGAACUGAACUCCAGCAUUGAGACAGCAAAGUCUAAGGGUCUGGUGCCAUUCUAUGUUAAUGCAACAGCAGGAACCACAGUCUAUGGAGCCUUUGACCCUCUGAAUGAAAUAGCAGACAUUUGUGAACACCAUGGCCUAUGGAUGCAUGUGGAUGCAGCUUGGGGUGGAGGCUUGCUUCUGUCCAACAAACAUCGUGUGAAACUGCAAGGAAUUAAAAGAGCCCAUUCUGUGACCUGGAACCCACACAAGAUGAUGGGCGUCCCACUGCAAUGCUCAACCAUUCUAGUGAAGAGGAAGGGCCUCCUGCAGGAAUGUAAUCAGCUGUGUGCCGAGUAUCUCUUCCAACCUGACAAGCACUAUGAUGUGUCCUACGACACUGGGGACAAAAGCAUUCAAUGUGGACGGCAUGUAGAUGUCUUCAAACUGUGGCUCAUGUGGAAGGCAAAGGGUUCUGAGGGUUUUGAAGCACAGAUCAACCACUGCCUGGAAAAUGCAGAGUAUCUUUACUACAAACUGAAGAGGAGAGCAGACUUUCAGCUUGUCUUCAAAGGAAAGCCCGAACACAGUAAUGUCUGCUUUUGGUAUCUCCCAAAACGACUGCAAAGCACUCUUCCAAGCCCAGAGCGAGACAGAGAACUUCAUAUGGUGGCUCCAAAAAUCAAGACAAAGAUGAUGGAGGAAGGAUUCACAAUGAUUGGCUAUCAACCUCUGGAAGACAAAGUGAAUUUCUUCCGUUGUGUUUUCUCCAACCCAGCCACUCAGAGGGAGGACGUGGACUUUCUAAUAGAUGAAAUCGUUCGUCUGGGCUGUGAACUGUGAAAAUCUUUCUUAUAAAAAUCACAGGAUAAAUAUUUAUUUAUUUAUAGCCUUCUUUCUUCAUACACCUGAUUCCAGUUAUCAGUACAUA